Messenger RNA from Sardina pilchardus (European sardine), 4042 nucleotides. It is a transcript of the gene slc17a5, whose product is annotated as solute carrier family 17 member 5. Gene Ontology annotation, biological process: transmembrane transport; monoatomic anion transport. Gene Ontology annotation, molecular function: transmembrane transporter activity. The transcript has 11 exons. Gene Ontology annotation, cellular component: membrane. Bases 107 to 1573 code for a protein of 488 amino acids. Lineage: Eukaryota; Metazoa; Chordata; Actinopteri; Clupeiformes; Clupeidae. The record is from RefSeq and is a predicted model, not a curated record.
CAGGAACAACACACAAGUCAUAAAGAGAUGAGCAGACACACAGACGGUGGAUUCGUAAGUCAUAGUGCCGUAUGUUGAACCAACAUCACGGACUUCUGUUUGUAAGAUGGAUCAUUCUGCAUCAGACACUGAGACCGAUGACUACAAUCGGCCCUUGCUGCAGCGCAAAGAUGAAAAUGUAGAAAAAGCUCCUGCCUGCGGUUCAGCGCGCUACGGGCUGUCCUUGUUGGCCUGCUAUGGAUUCUUUGUGGCUUAUGCCCUGCGGGUGAACCUGAGCGUGGCCAUGGUAGACAUGCUGAACACCACCAGCUCCAGCAAUGCCAGCCAGUCUGUCUGUCCUAGUCACAGCAGCCCAGCGAGACCCAAACACAAUCAUACUGCCAGUGUGUAUGACUGGGACUCGGAGACUCAGGGCUGGAUCCUGGGCUCGUUCUUCUACGGGUACAUCGUGACGCAGAUACCCGGCGGCUAUCUGGCGCGCAAGUAUGGCGCCAAGUGGCUGCUGGGCUUUGGCAUCCUGUGCACGGUGAUCUUCACCCUGCUCACGCCUGUGGCAGCGGACCUGGGGGCCGGCUACCUCAUCGCUGUUCGAGUGCUGGAGGGCAUCGGAGAGGGGGUCACCUUUCCUGCCAUGCAUGCCAUGUGGGGGUCAUGGGCCCCUCCGCUGGAACGCAGCCGACUGCUCACCAUCUCAUACGCAGGUGCUCAGCUGGGAACUGUGGUGGCUCUGCCAUUGUCUGGCAUGAUCUGUUUCUACCUUGACUGGACCUAUGUCUUCUAUGUGUUUGGAGCUGUUGGGAUGGUCUGGUUCAUCCUAUGGGCUGCACUUGUAAGCAACUCACCCAGCACGCAUCCGAGGAUAUCAGAACAAGAGAGGCUCUACAUCGCUUCCUCACUCAAAAACGAGCUGUCUCCAACCUCGGAUUAUAUACCCUGGAGAUCAAUUUUAACAUCUUUGCCAUUGUGGGCAAUAGUGGUCGCUCAUUUCUCUUACAACUGGACAUUCUACACACUGUUGACUCUGCUUCCAACCUACAUGAAUGACAUACUUGGUUUCAGUAUCAAACAGAAUGGGAUGCUGUCAGCUUUGCCCUACUUGGGCUGCUGGUUGCUGGCGCUACUGGGCGGACAGCUGGCGGACUACCUGAGGGAGACCUGUCUGGUCCGCACCGUUGUGGUGCGUAAGGUCUUCAGCCUCAUUGGAAUGGUUGGGCCGGCACUGUUCCUGAUUGCCGCUGGCUUCACAAACUGUAACUACGUUCUGGCAAUUGCUUUCCUCACGGUCUCCUCAUCGCUGGGUGGUUUGUCUGCCUCCGGAUUCAAUAUCAACCACCUGGACAUCGCACCCUCUUAUGCUGGGAUUUUACUUGGGAUCACCAACUCCUUUGCCACCAUCCCAGGAAUGGUGGGACCAGUCAUAGCAAGAGCGCUCACUAAAUCAAACACUAUCGAGGAAUGGCGAACUGUGUUCUACAUCUCGGCGGGGAUUAACCUGUUUGGAGCAGGCUUCUUCACGCUGUUUGGACAGGGGUCAGUUCAGCCGUGGGCAGUCCACCGCACACAUGCUCAGUGAACCUCACGAUGCAAGACGCUCUCACCAUUUUACGGGGGAUGCAUGUGGUAUGACCAAAUGAAUGGACACUGAACUGAACUUUGGGAUCAGUCUUAGAUAAAUGUUGUAUUCGCACAAUUAUCAAAAGAGAUUUACAUGGCUGAGUUUUUGUUUUAUAAUAUAAAAGAUAUUGUAUUGUUUUAUUACUUUUUAUGUGUUUGUACAACACUUUACAUGUCAGAACUACAGUCUUUUCGUUUUAUCACUUUCUCAUGGCAUUAUAUGUGUUUCACCAUCCCAAAUGGUGGCCUGUUAAGCUCAUGAGCCAUUCCUCAAGCUCAUCUGACUCUGUUAAUAGUCAAGCUUACUAAUGGUGUAAAGGGAACACCAGAGAAUGUUCUAUAUGAAGCGCUAUUUCACUAAUUGAUAGAAGGAACAGUUACGUCUACAGUAAAUUAUCUCGAACUUGUUCACUUUCUGGGUCCACUUCACAUGUAAAUGGAUCCUGGUGUUCAAAGCAUUUAAAAGCCAUUAAAAGCUUCAGUGCCGAAAGUUGAGACAUUAAAUGGUUUCAACUGUAUUAGAUUUCUUAUAAAGAUUGUUACAACAAGACAGGUAUCUGUAAAAAGAGACUAGGGUUUCUCACAAUUUUGUCCUAUUAAGGUGAAGGCUAUGGUUAGUGGUGUUGAAAAGGGGAACUUGAAAAUUGGUACUUUGGAAACUGUGAAGAUAAGGUUUGCUUUACCAUCAUGUAAUGGUAGUUUCAAAUGCAAAACAGAUAUAAUCUUUAGAUUAUUUAGAUCACUAUGAUCACAAAGCAUUUACAUAUAUUAAACAAGUACCCAUCUUCUUUGGAGUACUGACAUUCCAGAUCUCAUAUCAACUGAGCUCAAUAUAUCAAAUGAAGUUGUUGAGAGUGUAUUGGUGUCUGAGAGCCAGACCACACAUGACGCCUGUAUUAUUCUCCUAGAGAGAAAAAAAUGCCUUGGCCUUUGUUGUACCCAAACUGUACUACGAUGAAGAAAGUAUGAUUUUCUUACCAAAAGUAUGCCAAAGGCUGUCUAACCAAUAGCAUUCUGUUGUGGAUCUUGUUGGGGUUAAAUGGGGUGAAUGUGUCGGGGCCUUUUUGUUCCACUAAAGGUCCUCCAUCGCCAUCUAACCACAGUAGUCUUUACUGUGGACCAUACCAUCACUGCUUUAGAUCUCCACAUACUUUGUGUGUUUAUCUGCAAUCUUUUUUAGCACAGUAUUGAAAAGCUGGAAGUCCAGCUGUUUGGGUUGCACUUGCACAGACCGUAGCAUAUCCAUAAGACGUUUAAGCGUUGUGGUAGUUUUUGCUGUAUAGAAGUAAAUGUCAGGUCAGGUGUCUAAUAUCUCCUUCCCUAGAUGUGCCUUAAAUCAGCAACCAGUAUGCACUUUUGGUUUCAACUCAUUCAGGCAGUUGACACUGAAUACUUGUUUUUGGUGUGCUACAUACUUUCCUAGAAUGUGAGGUAGCCUAAUUGUGCAAAGGCAUAUAUCUGUGAACGCUUCUUCUCAAAUACAGUUGUUAUUGACGUCAUGGUUCACUAAGCAGAGUGCAAGAAACAAUCACUACAUGGACACAUGAAAUACUGCAGACAGGAUUUUAGCCAUGACUUCUCCAGUAAGCAUGUGUUUCACUCAUGUCUGGAGCCAAGGACUAGCUCAGGUGAAAGUUUGACCAGCCCUGUUUUUUUCCCCUUCUUUUCUUUUUCUGAGAGGCCUGUUAAAAUGUAUUAAUUGUUGGUGAAAAAACAAAUGCUGACAUAUGUACUCAUGUCAAUACAUCACUCUAGAAUGGUGUGCCUGUUGUUUCAAGUCAGGGAAUGUAAUUCGAUUGGUUAAUUGAACUUCUAACCUUAAGCUGUUGCUUGAACCCUGAGAUCAGAAGGGAAAGAGUUUAAUACUCACAAUUCUUUUUUCUUUCUUUCUUUCUUUCCUUUCCUUUUCUUUUUUUUUUAAAAAGAACUAUUUGACAAUUUUGUUUGUAGCAUUUGUGAUCUUUACAUUUGAAUGUGUAGGCUAUUUUAUUAUUUUGAAUCGUCACAUAUGGAGCCCGCAAAGGGACAUAGUGGGAUUUUAUUUUAUAUUGAGGUGGGAAUUAAAUCCCACCUCAAUAUUAUUUAUUACGUUUCUGUUGCAUUUCUUAGCAAUAAUUUUGCGUUCCUUUGUAAUAGUUUCACAUUCCCUUGCAAAGUCUAAAAGCAUUCCAGGGAAUGGAUAAGGACCUCUAAAAGUACAUUUCCACCAUGGCCCUUCGCGGGCUUUUUAUUUCUGAGUUGCAAGGGUGGUCAUUUAUGUGUUAACACCAUCUUUGUACUGAACUUCAAAACUUUGUAAUGGGAAUGAUUUUUCACUGUGUAGCAUCUGCAGCACAUGCUGGAUUACAAAUACAUUCUUAUGUGGUAGCCAAUAACUUUUAUGCCACUGUCAAUUUGGAAGCACAGGAAUAUUAAAGCUCUAUCUGCA